This is a messenger RNA of Lampris incognitus (smalleye Pacific opah), 7199 nucleotides long. RefSeq names its product translocated promoter region b, nuclear basket protein (gene tprb). The transcript is spliced from 51 exons. The coding region runs from base 1 to 7113 and encodes 2370 amino acids. Gene Ontology annotation, molecular function: structural constituent of nuclear pore. Lineage: Eukaryota; Metazoa; Chordata; Actinopteri; Lampriformes; Lampridae. Gene Ontology annotation, cellular component: nuclear pore. Gene Ontology annotation, biological process: protein import into nucleus; mRNA export from nucleus. The record is from RefSeq and is a predicted model, not a curated record.
AUGGCGGCAGUGCUGCUGCAAGUGCUUGAGAGAGCAGAGGUCUCUAAACUGCCAAAAGGAGUUCAGAAUAAACUUGAAAAAUUUCUUGCGGAUCAGCAGUAUGAGAUAGAUUCUUUGAAAGCACACAAGGAGCAGUUCAGGGUUGAUAGUGAACAACAGUUCUUCGAGAAAGUGAAACGACUUGAACAGUGUCAGGAAGAACUUGUGUCCCAUACUCAAGAAUACCUCAAACUGAAGGAGGAGUAUUGCAAGCUCGAUGAGGAACUGAAGAAUACACGCAAUAAGAACAAGGAAUAUGAAAUUACUCAGGAGCGGUUGUCAUUGGAACAGACUCUGCUGUCAAAAGCUAAAGAAGAUCUGGAAGCAGAAAAGCGGGAGCUUGUACGAACACUGGACAGGAGAUCCUUGGAAGUGGAGAAUUCAAAUGGAGAUUUAAGGCUACUCAAUGAUAAACUGAUAGAGGUCAGUGCCUCCAAAAUGGGGCUUCAGAUCAAACUGGAUGAGCUUGAAGCAGCAGAGGUCAACAUAAAGUACAGGGAGAAGCGUAUGGAGCAGGAGAAGGAACUGUUGCAGAGCCAGAUCACCUGGCUGAAUGAGGAGCUGAAGGCCAAGAGUGAAGAACUUUUGUCUCUCUCUCGUCAGAAGGGUAACGAGAUCCUGGAACUCAAAUGUAGCCUGGAGAACAAAGAAGACGAGUUGAACAAACUGCAAGACCGAGCAGCUAGUUUGAAGACCUCCAAUGAAAACUUUCAGAAGCAGGCUGAGGAUAUGAUCAGUAAACUGAAACAAGCCAAGGAGCAGCAAGCCAGUAUGGAGGAGAAGUUUAGAAAUGAGCUUAAUGCCAUCAUGAAGCUCGCCAAUCUAUACAAGGGGGCAGAAGCAGACUCUGAGAAAAAAAGUGAAGAGUUGAUUCGGGCAGUGGAGGAGCUGCAGAAGUUACUGAAGGAUGCUGGAGAAGCAAAUAAGGCCUUAGAGGAGAAGGUACAGGAGAUGGAUGAUGCCAAAGAAAAAACUGCAUCUGAGUUGAAAGAGAGAAUUAAGAGCCUAGAGAAAGAACUGGACAAUGCCAAUGAACUACUAUCAGACAAAUACAGAGGGCCUGCUGGUACAAGCUCAUUGCUGUCAGAGGAGCAGAUUACAACCAUGUCCCCAACAGCAGCUGCUGUUGCCAAGAUAAAACCUGGCAUGAAGCUGACUGAGUUGUAUACAGCAUAUGUUGAGAGCCAGGAGCAGCUGCAAUUGGAGCGCCUGGAGAACAAGCGGGUCAACAAGUAUCUGGAUGACAUAGUGCAGGAAGUGGAGGCCAAGGCCCCCAUCCUCAAACGGCAGAGGGAUGAGCAUGAGCGCAUGCAGAAAUCAGUGGCCAGUCUGUCUGCAAAGCUGGAGCAGGCUUUCAAGGAGGUGCAUCGCCUGCAGAAGGAGGGCGAUGAGGCCAACAAGCGCGCAUCUGUCCUGGAGAGGGACAACCAGAGGUGUGAGCUGCGGCUAGCAGACAUGGCCCAGCAGGUACGUGUCCUGCUGAUUGAACUGGAAGAGGCUCGUGGGAACCAUGUGGCCCAGGAGGAGGAUAUGAGCUCAGCUGACAUCAGCAGUACCUCAGAGGUGAUCAGCCAGCACUUGGUGACCUUCCGCGGCGUGGAGGAGCUACAGCAACAGAACCAGCGCCUCUUAGUGGCCCUCAGGGAGCUCAGCGAUGCCCAAGAGCAAGAGGAGUUUGAGACUACCAGUACCAAGCGCAGUGAACUCAAAGAGAGUCUGGAGAAAGCUCAGGCUGAGCUGGAGGCUCUUAAGGAACAGCGCAUCCAACAGAUGCAACUGACUGAGUCCAUCGUCAGACAGCGAGACAUAUACCGUGUGCUCCUUGCUCAAGCGACCGGAGUCGGCUUCUCUCAACAAGCCGCUGCUCCCGAAGAGUUCUCUCUUACCUCCACGCCUCAACAAUCACCGGCCGCUACUCCCACCACGGCAACGCCCACUGCACGUGUCUCCAUGGUAACAGAGUCUGCAGAGGCAGUGGAGGCCAAGGCAGCUCUACGACAGUUGCAAGAGGUGUUCACCACCUAUAAGAGUGAGCGUGUGGAGAGUGAAAAGGCCCUGACAGAGCAGAAUGACAAGCUGCAGGAGCAGCUCUCUGGCCUCCGUUCCCAGAAUGCCAAAAUAUCCACCCAGCUAGAGUUUGCCUCUAAGAGGUAUGAGAUGUUACAGGACAACGUGGAAGACUACAGGAAGGAGAUUGCCUCCCUCAGAGAGAAAGGACAGAAGAUGGCCACAAGUGCCCAGAAAAAUGAGCAGACCAUCAACACCAUGACACAAGACCUCAGAGCUGCCCAGCAGAAACUCAUCUUGGCCGAGGGUCGUGCUGAAAACCUGCGCAAAGAGAGGGAUAUGUUGAAGCUGGUGGAGGCCAAGCUGACUCAGGAGAAAGAGACCAUCCUGAGCCAACAACGCAGUCAGAACCUGCUACUCACCAACCUCCAGGCCAUCCAGGCCACUCUGGAGCGUUCAGAGACUGAUAUCCAUCAGCGUCUGAACAGCCAAGUGGAGAAGCAGGAGAGGGAGAUCUCCCAGCUGCAGAAGAGGCUCGAGCAGGAGGUUGAACAACGUCACUUCCUCGGCAGAAACCAAGAGAUACAGCUGAUAGACACUAAGAAGCAGCUGGAGACCCAGAUGGCUUUACACCAGAAGACCAGGGAACUGCUGAAUGCAGCACAGCUGGAGAUCACUACUCUCAAGUUGCAGCAGGGCAGCAGUGACACACGCCUGAGCCUGAGCUCCCCCUCCACUCCCACAAUGGGCUUCAGAGGUCCUCAGAGUUCAGAUCAAGACAACGAGGAUCUGCGUGGCCGCCUGCGGCAGGCUGAAACACAGGUUGAAGAGCUUGCAGAGAGUCUGAAAGCAGCUACCUCUGAAAUAGAGCAGUACAGAGCCAUGGCCAAGAGCCUAGAGGAGUCCUUGGAUAAAGAGAAACAGGUUACAGAACAGGUGCGCUCCUCUAUCGAGGCCCUUAUGAGGGAGGCUGAGGAGCAACGUCGACAGUUGGAGCGAAGGCUUCUGGAAGUAGAAAAGGAGAAACAGAAACUAGAGGAGGAGAAGAGAAUGGCCCUGGCCUCUUUGGAGCAGCAGAUGAGCGAAUUGAGGAAGAGUCUGAGCAGUUCCCAAGCUGACCACCAGGAAGCAUUGCAGAGAGUUGCUGAGGCUGAAGCCCAACUGCAGCAGGCUGUUUUGGACAGCCAGGAGCAGGCUAAGCUGGCAGCUGAGGCCCAGAAUGAGUAUGAGCGGGAGAUGAUGUUGCAUGCAGCUGAUGUGGAGGCCCUCCAGGCAGCCAAGGUUCAGGUACAGCAGGCUUCUGAGCACAAGCACCAGCUGGAGGAGAGGAUGCAGAGAGUUAGUGCUCAGCUGCUGGAGACUAAGAUCUCUUGGGAGGAGCAGGAGAAAAUCCUCAAGGAGGAGAUGUCCAAGGUAGAGAGCCGCUGUGAGGAGUUACAGAAGCAGAAUACACUCCUCCAUGAGCAGAUUCAGACGAUGAGCAGCAAGAUGGCUGCCAGCCUGCAACGUGCUGCCAAUGAAAGCCCCAUGAACAUCUUUCUCACAGAGGAGGGGAAAUCCCAAGACCAAGUCCUGGAGAUCCUCAGGUUUGUGCGGCGGGAGAAGGAGAUUGCGGAGUCUCGUUUUGAGGUGGCACAAGGAGAAAGCCUGCGCCAUCGUCUCAGGGUGGAGCACCUGGAGCGAGAACUGAAGGAGCUGCAGAACAGCCUGAAUGCUGAAAGACAGAGGAUGCAGGUAACAGCCAAGACACUGGCUCAGCACGAUGAGCUGAUGAAGAAGACAGAAACAAUGAGUGUCCUGAUGGAGACCAACAAGAUGCUGAGAGAGGAGAAGGAAAGGAUGGAGCAGGAACUCCAGCAAACCCAGGCUAAGGUGCAUAAGCUGGAGUCCGACAUCUUGCCAAUGCAGCAGACCAACUCUGAGCUAAGUGAAAAGAGCGGCAUGCUACAGGCUGAGAAGAUGAUUCUGGAAGAGGAGAUCAAGCGCUGGAAGGCUCGCACACAGCACUUGGUGAGCCAGCAGAAGGACACAGAUCCUGAGGAGUACAAGCGUCUGCAUUCAGAAAAGGAGGCACAUCUCAAACGCAUCCAGACACUCGCUGAAGAGAACGGCAAACUCAAGGCAGAGGUGGCAAGGAGCAGUGGGUCAGUGACCUCCCUGCAGAGACAGGUGCAGGCGUUGCGUGAGAACAUGAGUAAGGUGACUGAGGAGAGGAAUAUCCUAAAGAGGGAGAUGGAGGCAAAGAACCAGGACAUUCAGGAGAAGCUGCGCACCAUCACCCAGGUCAAGAAGAUUGGACGUCGCUACAAGAUGCAGUAUGAUGAGCUCAAGGUGGAACAUGAAAAGAUGGUGGCUGAGGCAACAGCAGGCCCGUCCCAGGAUCAGGAAGCCCGUCAAGCCUCAGUACAAGAGCUGCAGAACCUCAGAGAGUCUCUGGGUCUGGCCGAAACUAGAACCAGAGAGCUGGAGGCACAGCUGGAGAACCUUAAUAAGGUGGUUGGGGAGCGUGAUGCAGAGGUGCGCGGGGCCCAGGAGCAGUCAUCCAGGCUGCAGGUGGAACUUGCCAGGCUUAGGCAGGAGCUGCUGGACAAGGCUUCCCAGGAGGAAUCACUGAGACAGCAGAUGGCCGACAAGGAAGACAAAACCAGGAAGGCAUUUGUGGGUGCCAAGCAGAAGAUCAACCAGCUUACAGCCUCCAAAGACCAGCUGCAGAAGGAGAACGAGGAGCUGAAGCAGCAGCGUGAGGAGCUUGAGGUGCGAGUGAGUGCACUGAAGUCCCAGUACGAGGGCCGUCUGAGCCGACAGGAGAGAGAGCUCCGAGACCUGCGCGGGCAGCAGGAGAGACAGGAGCAGAGGGAUGAGCCCCCCGAGGCAGGACCUAGCAAGACCCAGGAGCAGCAGAGGAGCACAGAGCAGAGACAGAUCAGUCUGAAGAACACUCCAGCCACAGACAGGGGCAGCACCAGUACUUCUGAGCCCCCCACUGCUAACAUUAAGCCAACCCCUCUGGUGGCUACGGCCAGCAAGCAGCCUGUCAACCCAGGGAACAAGCCCACUCCAAGGGCGAGCAUCAGGCCCAUGAUCACUCCAGCUACCGUACCUACCCCAACACCUACUGCUACUGUGAUGCCCACCACACAGGUGGAGACUCAGGAAGCUAUGCAGUCCACUGAAGGCCCACCAGUGGAGCAUGUGACUGUGUACGGUAGUGCCAGUGGCUCAGUGCGCUCCACCAGCCCCAAUGUACAGACCACUCUGGCUAGCCCCAUGCUAACGGUGCAGCAAACCCAGACUCAGGCCACCGCAUUUGUCCAGCCAACACAGCAACAGAGCAUGACCCAUGCAGAGCCAGCCAAUCAGGAGCCGCCACCUGUGGUGAUGGAGGCAACACCCAGCUCACAGGUGGAGAGGCCUUCGACCUCUUCAGCAGUCUUUGGAACAGUUUCAGCUACACCAGGAACCUCCUCCAUAUCCAAACGGUCACGGGAGGAGGAGCAAGAUGGCUCCACCAUGGUCACUGAAACCGAGGCCCCCCAGGAGGACCCCACGGAGCCCCCCAUCCCCAAGAAGUUACGCAUCAUCCAAAGGGUAGGGCUUGAGGAGGAGGUGUUGGUUGAAGAUGACACAGAAGCAGAGGGAGUGGUGCCCACAGAUGCUCAAGAAGGUCCUGAAGUCAGCCAGCAAGAGGAGUUCCCAGUGCUGGAGGAGGGUGAUGAGGAGGGGGCCUCCCAGUCUGUCCCGGUGGACCUCGAGGUCAGCCUGUCCCACACAGAAAUGCCCGACCAGCCACCACAUGAUGUCAUCGUCAUACUAACUGACACAGAGAGUGAGGAUGACCAGGAGGAGGAGGAAGAGGAUGAGGAUGAAGAGGAGCAGGAUUAUGACGAAGAGGAUGAGGAGGAAGAAGAAGAUGAGGAUGACGAUGAGGAUGAGGACGAUGGAGGGAUGGGGGAGGAAGGAGAAGACAGUAAUGAGGAGAGUGGAAAUGGCAACGAGGCCUAUGAGGGAGAUGACACAGAGGGAGCUGAUGUAACGGACCCUGGCACUGAGACAGAGGAGAGCUUGGGGGCGUCUGACUCCACCCAGCGGCCAGCCGAUUCCCAGACACCCAGCUUUGAGGGUAGUAUGAUGGAGGCCUUCUCCACAGAGCAGCCUAUCACAAGCUCUGCCCCACGCAUGCCUCAGUCACCACGAAGACCCACACACCAGCUUCCCCCCCGUCUGAACAUCCACUCUGCCCCGACACAAGAGCUGGGGCCACCCGCUCAGGUGCAGCGUAUCCCCAUUCGCCGCCAGUCAGUAGGCAGAGUUCCUCAGCUCACCCCUGGGAUGGCCGGCAGUGCUCAGCACUUCUUUGACGAUGAUGACAGGAUGGUUCCCAGCACCCCAACUCUGGUGGUGCCCCAUCGCUCAGAUGGCUUUGACCAGGCCAUCCAUUCCCCCCAGGUGGCAGGUGUGCCUCGCUUUAGGUUUGGCCCUCCAGAGGACCUGCCGCAGACUAGCUCCUCCUCCCACUCUGACCUGGGACAGCUUGCAUCGCAAGGAGGUCUGGGUAUGUAUGAAAGCCCUCUUUUCCUAGCAGCACAUGAAGAGGAGUCUGGAGGAAGGAGUGUUCCCACUACACCGCUACAAGUGGCAGCACCAGUAACGGUCUUCUCUGAGGUGGUUCCAUCGGAUGGUACAGAAUAUGCCUCCCAGUCAGUUCCCAUGGUGAGCACAUCCACACCAGGCCUGGUGGUGCAAGGAGGAGCUGGUACAGGGGAUGAGAGAGAUAACGAUUUCCUCGAGACAGAUGCUGACAGGCCCAAUGCUGAGUCAGUGAAUUCCGUCGUGACCCAAGGCGAAAUGGAAGAGCCCAGCCAGCCAGCAGAUGAGACCAGCCUUCCCUCCACCAGUCAGGAACCUUCAUCCAGUUCUGCAGAUACGAGCAGUAAUCAGCCCAAACCGUCUAGACCUGGACCAGGCAGGCAGCUGCAGCGCUGGACCGAGAACCGUAGCAGUCGCAUGAAGAGAGGAGGGCAGGCAUUUCCUUCACGAGGUAUGCAAGGGAGGCGAUUUGCCAGAUAAUGAACUCAUCCAGCAUGUCGACCGUGAUUCAAGAUCUUGAUGCCGUUCCUGACAUUUUAAACACAGUAUGCCAAAGUCUGUGUACA